UCUUUUUCACCCCUCACCUCUGACAUUUCUCCCAGGAACCUUUGAGGGAGAAAAGGUUCAUUCAUCCACAGUUACCUACCUGCCCAUCAGUCAUGAGCUGCCCCGAAUCUCAGAAGACAGGGAGGAAUGCUGAUUCCUCUCCAAAACAAGUUAUCUUCAAGAAAAGCACCCGUGACAAAGCCCUGACCAUCUACCUGGGAAAGCGUGACUUCAUUGACAAUAUAGGGAGUGUGGAACCUGUAGAUGGUGUUGUAUUGGUGGAUCCUACAGUGAUCAAGGGGAAAAAAGUGUAUGUGACUCUGACCUGUGCUUUCCGGUAUGGCCAGGAGGACAUUGAUGUGAUCGGCCUCACCUUCCGGAGAGACCUGUUCUUCUCUAGGGUCCAGGUGUACCCACCUGAAAACAAGCCAGAGUCUCUCUCCCACUUGCAGGAAUCUCUGCUAAAGAAGCUGGGGAAAAAUGCUUACCCCUUUUUCUUUACAUUCCCAGAUUACCUGCCUUGUUCAGUCUGUUUGCAGCCUUCACCUCGUGAUGUUGAUAAGAGCUGUGGGGUGGACUUCGAGGUGAAAGCUUUCUCAACAGAGAAUUUGGAAGAGAGAAUUCACAAGAGGAACUCCGCACGGCUGUUGAUCCGUAAAGUACAGUUUGCUCCAGAAGAACCAGGACCCCAACCUUGUGCAGAGACCACGUGGCAGUUCUUCAUGUCCAACAAGCCAUUGCAUCUGAAAGCUUGCCUCAGUAAAGAGGUGUACUACCAUGGUGAGCCCAUUCCAGUCACUGUCAUGGUCACCAACAGCACAGAGAAAACAGUGAAGAAGAUCAAAGUCCAGGUGGAGCAGGUUGCCAACGUGGUUCUGUACUCCAGUGACUUCUACACGAAAGUGGUAGCUGCUGAGGAAGCACCGGAAAAGGUGCAGCCAAACAGCAGCCUGACAACAACACUGACAGUUUUGCCCUUGCUGGCAAACAACCGGCAGACCCGGGAAAUAGCCCUGGAUGGCAAGCUAAAGGAUGAGGAUACCAACUUGGCUUCUAGCACUAUUGUUAAGGAUGGAAUAGACAAGACAGUGAUGGGGAUUCUGGUUUCCUACAAGGUCAGAGUGAAGCUCACUGUUUCGGGCCUGCUGGGAGACAUCACCUCCAGUGAGGUGAGCACAGAGCUGCCAUUUCGUCUCAUGCACCCCAAACCUGAGGAAAAGAACCCAGCAGGUCAGUUAUACCUCAUUUUUGCCUUCUUUUUUCAUUGCUGUUGUUGUAUUUGUCCCACAUCAGGUUUUGCUUCGGCAGGUGCAUGCACACGUGUUCAGACUGUCGGAAUUCUUGUAUUGCUGCAAAUCCUGAUGCUUUAUAACGUUUUGCUAUUCUUAGCAUCCACUGUUCUAACUGUUGGUGUCUCUCUUUUCCUCCCUUACUGCAUGCUGAUGACUGCAGGAAAGGAUGGUGAUGCAGAGAUGGUAUUUGAGGAGUUUGCUCGUCAACAGCUAAAAGACACGGGUGAUGAAGAAGAAAACAAGAAUGCUUCCUCAACUGAUGAGUGAUGAAAAGCACGAGCUGAUGGAGAAGCUAUGUAGCCUGGCACCAAUGAUUAAUUUAGGAGCUAGGUUUCGAGUAAACUGUGGUUCUUGGUGCAUGUGCUGUCAGCGAUCAGUAGACGUAAAAUCAUAAAUUUCUCUUACGUAUUAAAAGUUUCCACUUCAUAAGAACAUAGCAAACUCCAUACCUGCUGCUUACUGUACCUACCAGAGGAGGCCAGGAAGGCUGCACCAUCUGCUUCAGAGCUACCUGUUCAGGUGGUUGGUUACUUUUACCAUUGAUGAGAGCUUACAUGAGGGCUUGUGCAGCCUGCCUGUGCUCAGCUGGGGUCUCUGUGUCUUUUCUCUGCGUCUUUUUCACUAGUGAACUGAGUCCUAGUUUGAAUGGCUGGCUUGCUGCCUUUGACUUAAAGAUCCUCAGUGGGCUAUAUAAAAUUGGUUUUGUUUCCUUUUGUUUGCUUUUGCAUUUCUGCUUUAUCCACUCAUCUAGUUAAUAUCUUCAGUGCUUGCACUGACCAUGUGUAUGGCUUACAUCCUCCCUCUCUACCACUAAAUGUCUUGCAAGUCCUCUUUCACAGCAGUUGUAUUGCUGAGAUGUUGCAUUAGCUUUCUAGCUCUAUACUUAACAGCCACGUUAUUAAGGAACAGAAAAAUGUGCUCUGUGCAUGAAUUCCUUAACAUAGCUCCCUAUGUGCAAUGCUAACCGGAGAAAUGCUAGUCUAGUUCUCUAAUCUAGUUUUCUUUAUGUGGCAGUGCUUCAAAAGAAUGUGCAAUGAAAUCAAGGAGGAAACCAUGGGGCAAACUGCCCUUAGAAUCCCCAUUGCUCUGCCAGAGAUCAGCUUAUACUCUAAGAAAUGAGAACAUAGUCUGCAAACAUUGAUCUCCCUUGUUGAUCUGCAUGUUCUCGUUAUCCAUGCAAAUGCACGAGGUCCUUUUCUGGGUCUCACACAGGCUCUGGUUGAAAUGAGUUGCGUCAGCUAGUUACGUUUUGCAUGUAAAAGGACUGCUGUUACCCUUUUCCCAUUUUUGCUCUGUUUUUCACUGU
Messenger RNA from Centrocercus urophasianus (Greater sage-grouse), 2577 nucleotides. RefSeq names its product S-antigen visual arrestin (gene SAG). The transcript is spliced from 15 exons. NCBI's taxonomy places the organism in Eukaryota, Metazoa, Chordata, Aves, Galliformes, Phasianidae. The record is from RefSeq and is a predicted model, not a curated record. The coding region runs from base 93 to 1538 and encodes 481 amino acids. Gene Ontology annotation, molecular function: G protein-coupled receptor binding. Gene Ontology annotation, biological process: signal transduction; G protein-coupled receptor internalization. Gene Ontology annotation, cellular component: photoreceptor inner segment; photoreceptor outer segment.